Messenger RNA from Saccostrea echinata, 8689 nucleotides. Its product is annotated as protogenin B-like. Gene Ontology annotation, biological process: cell-cell adhesion. NCBI's taxonomy places the organism in Eukaryota, Metazoa, Mollusca, Bivalvia, Ostreida, Ostreidae. The coding region runs from base 69 to 3980 and encodes 1303 amino acids. Gene Ontology annotation, molecular function: protein binding. The record is from RefSeq and is a predicted model, not a curated record. The transcript is spliced from 21 exons.
AUUCAUGCCCGGAUCCAAACAUUACGUACAAGAGAAGCACGAAUAUUCUCCCCAAUGUAUUUGCUUGAAUGGCGUGUAUGUAUCUAUGUAGCCUCGUAUUGUACGCGUUAGCGGAGGGAUUAACCGCUACCAGGGGGGAGGAUCUCACAUCUACGGGUAUUUCUUUAACACGGCCAGACAGCUACAAUGUAGUGGCUCAGAAAGGCAACCCUCUGCUUCUAAAUUGUACCGUGGAGUCCAAUACAUCCACAAAGUUCACCUGGUACAAGAAUGGGCAGCGUCUACAGCUGGAGAACCAGCGGCGAAUACAGGUCAUAAACGGGUCACUUUCUUUUAAACGGGUCCUGUUCCGCCGCAAGAAGAACAUCACAGAUGAAGGCGUGUACGAGUGUCAUGUCCGGAACAACAUUGGCAGCAUUAUCGCAAAACGGGUCAAAGUUAAGAUUGCAGGUAUAGCUAAAUCUUACUCAAAGGAACCUCAGUCUCAGGACGUUCCAUUAGGAGGGGUGGCCAGGUUCCAUUGUGAGAUCAACUCCACCCCUCCACCUAUUUACAUGUGGCAGAAGGAUGAUCGGAAACAAAUACGACCAGGUCCCAGACACAUCAUGUUGCCAUCGGGAACGCUCCAGAUCCUGGGCGUAAACUAUGAUGAUGCCGGGGAGUACAGAUGUACUGCUACCCAGGGGGAGCUCCAUAAACUGCCAGAUCAAGUGGAAAGUCUGCCGUGGAAGGGCAGCAAUGCAGCUAGUCUCAGGGUCACGCCAGCCUCAGGAAGACGGGAAGUCACCAUUUUGGCUUCCCCUCCAAGAAUUACCUCAGUAGAGAAAGGGAAGUCUGUCAUCCUGGAGUGUCUGGCUGAUGGUAACCCCAAACCACAGGUCACGUGGGCAAGGAAAGAUGGGAAACCCCUUCGUGACCGUCACUCGGAAGCGGUGGGGGACAACCUUAAGCUGUUUGACGUAGAUGUAGAUGAUUCGGGGGUAUAUGUCUGCUCAGCUACUAGUGCAGGGUACCCCACCAAGUCAGCAGAGGCGGGACUAGAAGUCAUGACAAAACCAGUAGUUGUGACAAAACCAAGUAAUUUUAAAUAUCCUGAGACCCGAACAUCUCGUUUUUCUUGUGAAUUUGGUGGAUAUCCUAAGCCAAAUGUGAAGUGGUAUUUCAACGGUCAGCUACUCAAAGAGGGGGGAAAGUACAGUGUGGUGAAGCCCAAAAACGAGUUGGUAGUGGUGAACCCUGAGCUGACAGAUUCUGGGUAUUACCAAUGUGUGGGGGAGAACAGUCUCGGGUACGACACAGCUGUAGCCAGACUGGACAUUUAUUCUGUUGUUGGAGCUCCUGAUCUGCCCAGGAAUGUGUCGGCCUUCGCGAUCGAUCAGAACACCAUUAAUGUUUACUGGAAUCACUCGCGUUCAUUAACGGAACCCAUCCUGGCCUAUACUGUAGAUAUAGCAGAGUCCAAUAAUCCAAAUAAACAGAUUCAAAGUAUUGUGGUGAACAGUGGAACGUCAGCCAAGAUAGAGGGGCUGAAACCAUACACUAAUUACUCCAUAUACAUCAGGGGAUACAUCAACAGUGGGCCUGGGCCCAAGUCACGAGUCGUCAGAGUCACAACUCAUCCAGACAAACCCAGUAGAGCCCCAGUGAUUUCUGUAGCUAGUACCACCCCAAACAGCAUCAACAUAGAGUGGGACGAACUCCCCCUGGAGGACAGGAAGGGGGUCAUCACCAGUCACCUGAUCGAGUACAUGAGGACCUCGGACCAGCGCAAGGUCACCAAGGUGGUGUCCGGAACCGCCAGAUCCUAUCUCAUCUCAGGCUUAAAACCCAAUACAUUGUACAAGAUCCGGGUGAUGGCAGGAACAGCAAUGGGUUACCCUGAUCUCCCUAGUGACAGCCAAUGGGUGGAGUACAGAACAGCCGGCCACACUAAUGCCUCAGUGAAUGACACGAUGCCAGAUCCACCAUCAAACAUCUUGGUGAAGAAGAUCUCGGCGAACUCGGUCAAUGUCACUUGGCAACACUCCAUGGGGGAGGAGCCAGUCACAGGAUACACGCUGACCGUCUCAAGUUUGGAAGGAACCCCUACAGGAUCUCGAACACACGAGAUCACAGAUCCCUCUCUGUCCUGGUUCCAAGUGAAAAACCUGAAGAACAAGACCACAUACCAGUUCUCCCUGGUGGCCAACAGCAAGCAUGGGUCCUCAGACCCAAUCAUAAAGGAGUAUGUCACCUCUCAAGAUCCCCUCGAGGAACCUCCUCAGAAUCUGAGGGUCGUUAAUCGAACCUCCACCGCCAUGUUACUGGUCUGGACCCCUCACCCUGGGGACCAGGGCAGGGGAGUGGAGUAUGAAGUGGGAUACCGCCCUGCCAUGUUUAUGAAGGACCAGGCAUAUAAUAAAGUAGCCAUUGUGAAGACGUCUGAUACCUCCUUGUGGAUUUCCCAUCUAAAACCCUACACUUCGUACCAGUGUGUUGUCAGGAAAAUUGUGGGCGGAGUUAUUGGGAGGUGGAGCCAACCGACUGUCAAUCUCACUCUGGAGGGAGUUCCCUCCCAGCCCCGUGAGCUUCAGGGCCAGGUGAAAGAGAGGCGUAUCUUGAUCACUUGGAAACCGCCGGCACAGCCCAACGGGAACAUCACAACCUACCUCGUCAUGUAUCAGAUCCUGACCUCACAAGAUAUGUCCAGCCCCUGGGAAAUCAAAAGUGUCAAUGGAUCUUUAACAUCAGCCACUAUUGAACAACUCCAGAAUGGAUUGUACAGAAUCAAAUUGAAGGCGUGUACAAAUGCUGGUCCAGGCCCGCCCACUGACCCAAUGGAAAUCUCCAAAAUAAGAACAACAGAGCCCCGUGAAGUGGCGCCACAGGAGGAUCAGAAAUUGGGGAUAAUUCUGGGGAUCAGUAUUGGUGUUGCCUGUGUCAUUAUCUGCAUCCUCAUUAUACUGUUCAGGAACAAGUGUUUUGCGUCUCCUCAAUCCCACAUCACCCAGCCUGUCUAUCUACACAGUAACGGACAUGUGGGUGGGCGGGGCAAUGGACACGCUGUAGGGGCGGGGCUGAACGAGUAUCAGCUGGAGACGUGUACACCAAUGUUGAGCUCUUUACCCGGUGAAAACGAGCACUCAGAUUCCAAGGGAUGUGGCAGUGGGAAUAUCAUUGUGACCCCGAAUGGGUCGCGGGUCAACGGAUAUGUGCCAUUUAAGAAUGGCAUGAAGAAUGGACAUAUCCCUAAUGGACAUAUGUCAACGUUUGUGGGGUAUGCCAAUUCGGGGAACAUGGAGGAAAGGAGGGGUCUGAUUGCAGCCAUGUUGUCUGGAAGUGAUGUCAGUCAUCUGUCAGAGGAUGCCACGCCUCUAGACAAAGCACCAGAUCGAGAUUCCUUGCUGGAUGGAAUAGACAAGAGUCUAGAGGACACGGAAGAAAGCAAUAAGAGUUUAAAUGACCAAGAUGGUUCCAUACAAAAUCUACCUCCAAACACAGCAGACUCACAGCAGGUCUGCAGUGAAGUCAGCCCACAGUCAAUGGACAGUUUUACUAAAAAUACCUCGUACCGAACAGCCGCAGCUAAAACGGGUCAAAGGGAGGGUCGGUCCCCUCCCCAUCCCUCACUCAGGGGAGUUCACAGUAAGCCAGCUACCUCACAGGAAAGAGUGGAGGGAGGAGGGAUGGUUCCCUCACACUCAUCAAAACCUCACAAGCUACAUCAGGGAAGAGAGCAUGGGCAAAUGGCUGAAGAGGGCCAAAAUGACGGGCGGUCAUCUCCAGAGAGUGAAAUAAGGGACCUGCCGGACAGUGACUGCUACAACCCCUCAUUUACCAACCUCCAAAGUCCCCAAGUGAAGUAUAAAAAACCAACCUCAGCUCAGGAAAGUAAUCUUAUCGGUCAGAGGAGGGAUCUGAAUCGGAGACCCCCCAGGGGUGUACAGAGUUACCCCAGCGACAAGAGUCAUCAUCGCUGCACUGUGGAUGUUAGCGUUUGACUUUUGUUUCUACUUCUCACUGAAAAAAAAAAAAUAGGCUCACAAAAUGAGCUGAAUUAUCAGGCAGGAUAUUUGCAGCUAAAUGAUAUUGACAUUUCGUGAAGAAGUGAAAUUAUGUAUUUGUUUUUAAUUGUUUAUGUUCAUUCUAUACGGGUGUAAUUUGGGGGCUCUGAAGGGGGGAAAAGCUGGAGGAUUUUUUUUUGUUGCUUUAUUUUCUACAUGUGAAAUGCAGGUCAGAAAUAUUUUGAUUUAUAUUUGUUUCACCCCCCUUUGGUGGCCCCUGGCUAGCUAGCAUUUUCUUUUGUUCUUUUUGUAAGUUUAUAUUGGUGCGUUUGCCUGUACUAUUUUUUGAAGAAAAAAAAGAGAUGGAUAUAUCUUACAAGUUUACCUCACUGCUCUGCUAAAUUAUUUGUCAUUGCUAUCCCUCCUUACACCGGUUUUACGGGACAAUCUGAGACUGAAGUUAAAUGAAGUUAUACAUUAAGUGACCCCCUUAUUGUUUUCAUAGGUAGAUUAUUGGUCAUGCAUAUUCAUAAUGUUGAUGUUUAGGAUUUGUUACCUAGAGGAGUUCUUUGUAGUUUAUAAGUGAUUAUCUCUGUUUAUUCUGUUAGAAUUGGGCCAAAGUCAGUUAUAUUUUAAAAGUUAGGAGUUGGUUUACUCUUUCUUAUUUGCCAGAAAUUGUUCAGAAUUUUUUCAAGAGUAUUUCUUUUUGGCUGUUGUCAAAAACAGGCACAGGAUGUAUAAAUGACAGAUCUGUGAGUUUUCAGUGCAAAAAAAAAAUGUUUGACCAAGGUAGAUUAUUGUUAGCAAUUAUUAAAAAAAUUGACACGGGUCAGUUUGAAACAGAAUGGGUCCCAGUUUUGUUAGAGGCAUUGAUAUUUUAGAUGCUAUAACCUGAGUUGUGAGUAAAUUAUUUUUAUUGUAUUUUUUUUUCUUGGGUAAUGUCCCUUAUUUGUAGAAGCAGGAAUUGUUUGUGUUACAUUAAUAUGGAAAUGUUAUUUAAAAAGCAUUGCUUUUAAAUUCUGAUGUAAGUAAGGAAAAUGAUUCUCAGAAAUAUGCUUUUUUUUCUUCAGAUAGAUGUUUUAUUAUCUUCAAGAUGUGUAUUUUUUUCAUCAAUCGUGGAAAUAGUGAUUUUUUUUAAUACUUAGAUCUGUUUUAAUGUCUGUAUAAGGCAAGACAAGUUAGUGCUAAUUGAAAGAUAUAAGUGCUAUUUUAACUUUUUGUUUGAGAAUUCAAAAUUCAUAACUUUAUUGUAUUUUAUUGAAGUUUUUUAUGAGAUCUGAUGAUUUUUUUUAAUUGUAAACAUUUUUUUUUUUACAUUUUGCAUUGUGUGAUAAAUCUCUUCUGCAAGUGGGUGCAAAAUUUGGUUUUAAAGAAAGUUUUGCUGUUGUAGUUGGGGGUUAAAUUUGUAAUCAAACCUACAUGUAAGAUAUUCUAGUAUUUUUGAUCAUCAGCUUUCAAUCUUUCAAAAUCCGAAGUAUUUUUCAAAUCUGAGUACUGUAAUCCAGCUAAUAGUUGGGUGCAGUAAAAAAAAUCUGAAAAAACCUGAAGGCUCAAUCUUAAAUGGCAAAUUUUGAAUUUUUUUUGCUUGGAUAUUCCAUCGGUGUUUCACAAAUAGGGUACAUCGUGAAUGAGAACUGGAUCAUAGUAGGGAGACAAAAUGAAAUUGAGGCUUAAGUUGGUGCAGGGUACUAAUGGUGCAGAUCCAGCUGAACAAGAUUGGGUCCAGAUUUGACGAUCUGCGAUGAAUACAUCCGGUGUAUAAGUAUAGGCUUGUUUAUUUCUGACCCGUUAGAUAAGGCAAUUUAACUUCUUAAAUUUUCUUAAUUUUUUUUCUUGUUAAGUAUUGAUCUUCUCUUUAAAAUGGAGUAGAAGAGAAAAUGAAAAUUUAUAUAUGUUAAGUAGCUGAUUGGAAACUUCACUAAAUGGUAAAAUAGGUUUUCAGAAUGAUAUCGUCCCUGUGCAACAAAUAGUGAAAGGACUUGGCUCCUCUAAUUGACUAAUUAUUGUUGAUGGUUUUUAUUGGCGAUUAAUUCGGUCCUACUGGUUGUGACUAUAUAAAGGGAUGAGGUGAGGCAUUUAUUGAAAAGAACCUCUCAUUUGUACAAAAUAUUCAUUGUAGUGUGUUUCAAUGUCACUUGUGUCCCAAAACCAACGUCAUUUUUUCCCCCUCACACAAUAUUGAUUUUUUUUUUCACCAUUUUAUCUCCCAUGUACUAGUUUAAGUGGUUCGUCCUCUGGUUUAAAUGCUAUGUGUUCUGACCUCAGAUAUUGUUGGAACAAAAAAAUAUAUAAUUUUGUAAAAGGAAAAAAAACAAGCCCUGUGAAUUUCAUUGUACAACAUUUAUGUAAUAACAUGAUAUUGCUUUUUUCUGCACUGUUAACACAGACCAUGUUGUAACCAUAGCGACCUCUUAAUCUGUUACCAUGGUAACCUCUAAUGACUACCUCAAGAUGCCUUUUGCUCGACACACAUUUCUCAGGGAGCGUUCAUUAUUUCUUACUGCGAGCAAGAGGGAUCUAGAAAACUGAAUUUAAAAACUUGGAGAGGAAACCAACACAAAAGUUUGAACUUUCUAUGUAAGUUAUUUUUUUUUCUAAAGAGCCAUUAGCACAAUUUAAAAAAAAUCUUGUCUAAGCCAUGUACAAGAUUCAAAAGAAUUUUCUUCUUUCCCGGUUGUGUGAAGAUACAAGUGCGAUUAUGCCUAAUUUUUUUUUAUGGACAAGCACCUGUACAAUCUAUAUCAUAUAUUUUGGAACAGAGGUGAUGCAUCCUGAACAUGUGAAGGGGGCCCUAGAAUCAAGGGGAAGAAUCACUCUCAUCUUAAAUUAUUAUAUCAUAUACAAUUUUUGUUCAAAUUACUGAUCAACACAUUUUUGUAUUACGGAGAUUCCGUAAUGAUUUUUUAAAAAAAAUUCUUUUAAGAGGUAAAGUUUCCUUGAGUAAUAGAUAUCAUGGGUUCCUCUUGUAUAUUAUUUUCAGUUUUCAGACAGAAUUUGUGAAGUGUCCUGACCAUUUUAAAAUCUUUCCAAUUUUCAAAGAUCUAUUUUAUUUAAUGCAUAACAGAGGUAUCCAUAAAGCUAAGAUUUAUAUACUCCACCUAGUUUUGAGUAAGUUUGUGGAAGGUUAUGAAGCAAAACCAUCAAUUUCAUUAGCUCAGGUUACAAAAAUCAGGGAGACACAAUUUGAACACAACCAAGUACUGAACACAUAAACUGAAGUAUAAGCUAGAAUUAAUAGACAGUAUUAGGGUAAAGCUAUACUAUGGGUUUCAAUUGAGAGGAAAAAGGCUUUACUGAUCUACUGCCAAAAAAAAUCUUUAAAAUAAAAAUGAAUUAUUAUUACAAAGAAAAUGCAUUUUGUUCAUUCGAUUUCUUAAUAGUACAUGUAGGUCUUGAUAAGGAAAAAAAGGCAUUGAGGUUUUUUUUCUACUUAAAAAAAAUCAUUUGACGAUUGAACCCAUUUAUUUUCUCUUGUUUUGAUUUGGAAGCCAACAACCAAAGAAUGUUAAGUGUUGUAAAUAGUUUGAAAUCAAUGCUGACAGUGUAACACAUUUGUUGUCACUUUUAAUCAUGGUGAAUCCGAGUGACCUUGAGAUCUGUUUCAUGAAUCUAUUUAUAGAGUUGCUUGCCUUGAAAAUUGACUUUGUUAGUGGUUUAUAAAAUCUAAGCCGUGGCAGUCAAGGGAAUAAAAUGUUUGUAUUGAAAUCACGGUGACCUUUGACCUGCCUCGGUGGUGAUUACUUUAAUCCCGGUGAAACAUUUUUUUGAGAUGAUUAAUUAUUAUUGAUAGAUAUUUUACAGGACAGUGCUCAACUCGUGGAAGAAUCAUUUCUGGGGUCUUGUGUGCGUUUUAUGUCAUGUUAUUAUCCUCACGUUUUAUAGCAACAAAGAAAUUAAGCUAGAUUAAAUAGCUCUUGUUUCUGAUUUUGUUUUUGUCCCCCCUUUCUUUUUUUUGGGCAUGAAUUUAUAUCUGAAUGAUGAAAUAUUUUCGUUGAUUUUUGUGACAUUUUACUGUGAAUUUAAGCUGGUUUUAUUAUAUUUUUUCUUUUUGAAUUUUAGACAAAAGUUUGAUGUAAGUGCAUCAAAAAUUUUAACAUGCAAUUAUAAUGCGGUGUUUUCAGUGAAGGGACUGCAAAUGAAUUUAAAAUGUGCUCUUUGUAUUUAGUUAAUUUUAUUUUAUUCCACUUUAAAAAAAAAUUUCAAACAUUCAGAUUUUAUGAUUGUGGGAUCUAUGGUAAAGAGAACACUGCUGUAGCAGUUUAUUUAUUAUUAUUUUAAAUUUGCAAUGGUUUUGAUUUUUUUCUUAGUGACUAAGAACAGUAACUCUUGUUGUACUGAUACUUGUGAGCUUUAGUGCAUAUCCAAUGUUAAAUUGUCAUGAACUCUGUUUUUAUUUCUGUGUGUUGACCUCGAAACACGUACUGGCUGUAUCAUCACCAUGACAUCAUCAAAGAUAUGACGUUGUAUGAUGUCAUACAUGACGUCAUAGUUUCUUAUAAAAGAUUUUCAAAAAAUUCUUUGUUGGGCAGAAAUUGACUGCCAAUUUGAUGAAAAUUAUUUUUGGUCAUUAACAAUAAUGAAUUAAUUGUCAUAGUGUAGUGAACUGCUGGUACGUUGUUUAUCUCUCGGUUCUGUAAAUGACCCGAGUGUUACUGUAUUCUUAGGUUGAUAAACACGAUCAUCAUGUAAUAAACCAAUACUCCGUA